Molecule: messenger RNA, 1987 nt
Organism: Oreochromis aureus
Lineage: Eukaryota; Metazoa; Chordata; Actinopteri; Cichliformes; Cichlidae
Product: papilin-like
Exons: 9
Coding region: 619-1929 (436 amino acids)
Molecular function (GO): serine-type endopeptidase inhibitor activity
Source: RefSeq, a predicted model, not a curated record
GUUCUCCCCAUCUCUGUGCAGGUUCUCUCUGGGUACUCUGGCUUUCUCUUGCAUUCUAAAGUUGUGCAUGGGGUUCAGGUUAAUUGAUUUUAAAUUGACUCCAGGUGUGAACGUGAAUGCCAGUGGUAUCUGUCUCUAUGUGUUAGCCCUGCAACAGACUGGUGACCUAGUCAGGGUGUUGCCUAACUCUUGUCCCUAUGACAUACAGCUGGCAUACACUCCAGCUUUGCUGAACUCCACGACCUUGAACUGGAUAAGCAGAGGAAAAUGGAUGGAUGACUUUCUUUUUAACAGAAAGCCUCACAUCAAAUAUGAUCAUACAUUAAUGCUAAAAAUCUAAGAGUGCAAAGCUGAUGUGAGUAUUGUAGAAAUAUUAGCCAAAUAAUAAGACAGAGUAACUCUCUCUUGUAACGCUAGGACAGGGCAAGUUAGUUUACAAAAAUGUCCUCGCUUUUGUAGGCCUCACUCCGUCUGUGUAGAUUUCUGCUGUAGUGCAGGUGGUCAAAAUACAUGUUUCUGGGUUUUUUGUGAUCUAUAGAUCAUUUAUAUCUGGCUAUAAAUUCUAUACAGUAGCGGUAAUAAAGCCAUAGGACUACCUUACAUUUGGAAGGUGUCACCAUGCAGAGAAACUCCAAAGGUCAGACUGCAGUUUACAACCUUCUCUCACAUGUGAAAGAUAUCCUGAAGACAAGCAGCAAGAUGAAGCACCUUCUGUUUUGGGGGUUUGUCCUUUCGGCUUUCAAAAUCAGCCAUUCAAACAUUCCAGAUUUCUGUCUAUUACCUCCUGAUGUGGGCCAGGGAACAAGCUUCACUUUUGCUGUUCAUUAUGAUGUUAACAAAGAUCAGUGCACUCCUUUCCUAUACAACGGUCAAGGAGGAAAUGCUAACCGUUUUGAAAAUGAAAGAGAGUGCAUGAGAAACUGUUCACCCAAUGCAGAGAAUAUCUACCCUAUGGAUGCAUCUAAAGGCUGCACCUUAGAAAAGGCUGAAGGUGAAUGCAAUGGCAAAUAUUUGAGAUACUACUAUGAUUCCACUGAUAAAAAAUGCAAAAAAUUCCUUUGGACCGGAUGCCUCGGAAAUGGAAACAGAUUUUUUGACUAUAACAGCUGCAACUCCACCUGUUCUGUUGUCCAAGAUAAAUGUCAUUUAACUCCUGAUGAAGGUCAUGGCUCAAGUUUCAACUUUGCUGUGUAUUAUGAUUCCACCAAAGAUCAGUGCAGUCCUUUCAUAUAUAAAGGUGAAGGAGGAAAUGCCAACCGCUUUGAAAAUGAAGCAGAGUGCAUGAGAAACUGUUCACCCAAUGCAGAGAAUAUCUACCCUAUGGAUGCGUCUAAAGCUUGCCUCCUAAAACGAACGGAAGGUGGAUGCAAUGGCAACUGUGUGAAGUACUACUAUGAUUCCAGGGAUGAAAAAUGCAAAGAAUUCAUUUGGACCGGAUGCUUUGGAAAUGGAAACAGAUUUCACGACUACAACAGCUGCAACUCCACCUGUUCAGGUGUCAAAGAUAAGUGUUAUUUACCUCCUGAUGAAGGUCGUGGCUCAAGCUUCAACUUUGCUGUGUAUUAUGAUUCCACCAAAGAUCAGUGCAGUCCUUUCAUAUAUAAAGGUGAAGGAGGAAAUGACAACCGCUUUGAAAAUGAAGCAGAGUGCAUGAGAAACUGUUCACCCAAUGCAGAGAAUAUCUACCCUAUGGAUGCAUCUAAAGCUUGCCUCCUAAAAAGAGCUGAAGGUGGAUGCAAUGGCAACUGUGUGAAGUACUACUAUGAUUCCAGUGAUAAAAAAUGCAAAGAAUUCAUUUGGACCGGUUGCUCUGGAAAUGGAAACAGAUUUCACGACUAUAACAGCUGCAACUCCACCUGUUCAGGUGUCAUAGAUGGUCUUGAGGAGGAUGAAGUGGAUACACCAACUGGCCCUUACUCCACUGGAUAAUUCAGGACAUUUGACUCCAUCAAAUAAUAUCAUGGUGGUCACUGAUUCAAUGUUCAAC